Molecule: messenger RNA, 697 nt
Organism: Dimorphilus gyrociliatus
Lineage: Eukaryota; Metazoa; Annelida; Polychaeta; Dinophilidae
Source: the annotation of a GenBank genome assembly
UAUGUGUUUUAAUAAAGGAUUAAAUUCAUUUCCUAAACAAUUACCAUGGAGAUCAACAUCACUUAUUCUUGGAGGGAAUAAUAUCGGGAUUAUUAGACCCUAUUCUCUCGUAUCUGGUUCAUUGAGUUAUGUUAGCCUAUCAAAUAAUGGAAUAAUGUCGAUAGAACCCUAUGGUUUAUCUGGAUUGUAUUCAUUAGUGUAUUUAGUUUUAAAUAUGAAUGAAUUAAAGAAAAUUGAAAAGUAUACUUUUUCUGGUUUAAAGAAGCUGAAACAUCUAAACUUGGAAGAGAAUCUUAUAAAAUAUAUACACGAAGAUGCUUUUAAAGAACUAACUAAUCUACAAAAACUUACUGUAAAGAAUAAUCCGCUAUCAACCAUAGCGGAAAAGACAUUUCAACUAGAAACGUUAUUCUUUUUAAACUUGGAAGAUUGCCAAAUUAAGUGGGAUUCAACUUAUCAGCUUCUUAUUCGAAGAAGUUUGAGAACUUUAAAACUUUUGAAUAAUAAAAUUUCAGGUAUCGGCUCAAAAUUUCUACCUAAUGAUCAUCGAAUUAUUUCAUUGAAUUUAAGAGGUAUGGAUAUACAUAAUUUCAAUUCAAAUAUGGUUAAAAAUGGUAAAAUAAGCUAUUUCUAUGUGAAAAAUGGAGAACUAUGCGGAAUAGUUGAAAGUUAUGAAUGUAAAGUAUAUUUGGAUUAG